UUAGAUAUUAAAUAUGGACAAAAAGCCAGCAGUUUUUCAAAAAAUGAAAGCUCAACUUGAAGCUUUUGAAGGCAAGAAAAUCGACGUAGACCCUCCUUGCACUGAAGACACUAAAACUGAUGAAAAAAUUAUUCCAGAGGACUCAAAGAACUCAGAUGCUCCAAAACAAGAGCCAUCAGUUACAGAUGCUGAAAAUGAAUCAAGCAAGGAGGAAGAGAAGUGCUCUGUUCCUCCAGAGUCCACAAAGGAGGAGGUCAAAACAGCUGCUAAAGAGACCCCUCCAAUGCCUCUGUCAGACUCAUGGACCUUCUGGUACGUUUACGAUAUGUCCCAUGAGGAGAGGAAAAAGAAGAAGGGAAAAGAGAGAUGGCAGAAGGAAUACAAGCUUAAUGAGAUAUACACUUUUGGCACAAUCCAAGAGUUCUGGAGACUCUUUAACAAUAUUGUCAACGUCAAAGACCUUGUGCCCAACACUGAUUACUUACUGUUCAAGCAUGGCGUAAAGCCAGAGUGGGAAGACCCUAAGAAUAAUGAUGGAGGCAAAUGGGUCAGUACCCUACCUAAAGAUAAAAAAUUGAUUGAUGAGUGAGAGACCGCCUGGAACCAGCUUGUUUACCUCAUUGUAGGAGCAGAUAUUGAUAAGGAACUCUAUGAUAUUAUCAACGGCAUCGUCUUCUCAGUUAGAGAUAAGCAUCACAGGAUCUGACUCUGGCUAAGUGAUAAUUCAGAACCUUCUUUGUUGAAAAAGAUUGGAGAUAAGAUGAGAGAAGUAUCCAAGAUCCCUAAGGAGAUCUCCAUUGAAUACCAGGUCCAUAAAAAGGCUAUCCAGCAUAACUUGGAUAAUGAAGCAUUUUUGAAAGCAUAAUCUAGACUUUUGAAGCGAUAUAUUUACAACUAGAUA
Moneuplotes crassus is the source of this 901-nucleotide messenger RNA. NCBI's taxonomy places the organism in Eukaryota, Ciliophora, Spirotrichea, Euplotida, Euplotidae. The record is from the annotation of a GenBank genome assembly.